This is a messenger RNA of Onychostoma macrolepis, 2255 nucleotides long. RefSeq names its product distal-less homeobox 3b (gene dlx3b). Gene Ontology annotation, biological process: regulation of transcription by RNA polymerase II; epithelial cell differentiation; embryo development. NCBI's taxonomy places the organism in Eukaryota, Metazoa, Chordata, Actinopteri, Cypriniformes, Cyprinidae. Gene Ontology annotation, molecular function: RNA polymerase II cis-regulatory region sequence-specific DNA binding; DNA-binding transcription factor activity, RNA polymerase II-specific. The coding region runs from base 833 to 1642 and encodes 269 amino acids. The transcript is spliced from 3 exons. The record is from RefSeq and is a predicted model, not a curated record.
UCUUCAGAUAGCCUAAGUAUAUUGCUUUCUUGGUUCUUUAAAGCACUAGUUCACUAGUUUGAUUCAUAUAGCUGCUUGUUGUGAAACUUAAAACAGUUCUUUUUAAGUUUUUGGUUCUAAUUUGAAGUGUCAUUCACUUAGGCUACCGUAAACUUUCUAACUUACAGCCAACAAAAAUAAAAAUAAAAAAAAAUAAUAAAAAGAAAUAAAAGAAAUAAUAAUAAUAAAAAAACGUAUGGGAUGUAACAUAAUGUUGAUUCAGUCAUAUUAAAUAAUAUAAUGCACUUGAAACUGACGUUUAUUAGAAUUGAACGAUAAAGGCUAUUUAAAAUGAAUUUAUAGUUCCGUGUUUACGCUAUUUUAAUGUGGUUUUUUAAUGCAACCAAAAAACAUGCGUAAUUCUGUUGUACUAACUUGCACAGACGUUCAACCUACUUCACUGCAACUCUACCAAAAUGUCUGCAACAUUUCGCAUCUUCAUUAUACUAUAACAGCCAAAAUCCCCAAAUGCUGAAGUUUGGAGACAUUAAGGCGCGAGGCGGAGAACAGUUUUUGCUUCGCCCUCAGGGCUGGAGAGAAAAAAAAAAAAACAGAGAAGCGAGGAGCCAAUAGGAGCCAAUAGCGUCCACCCAUGUGCCCUAUAAUUCAGAGUUUCUCAUACUAGAUCCCUGCCAUUACCUUCACUGCUUCAACCGAGGGAGUUAGAGAAAGCAGCUCAUCGAGGAUUUUGUGUUACAGACAGCGUCCUGAACUGAACGUCUGCAUGUUUUGUUCAAGUCUGCCCUGGAAAUAAAGUGGACGAUCGUUGUUGUUUUGUUUUCCCCUCUAAAGGAUGAGUGGACCGACAUAUGACAGGAAGAUACCCGGUAUUUCAACCGAUCUUUCAGGCUCUAUGAGUUGCCAUCCGACUUCUAAGGACUCUCCGACUCUUCCAGAGUCAUCGGCUACAGACAUGGGUUAUUACAGCAGCCAUCACGAAUACUACCAGAGUCCUCCAUACCCUCAACAGAUGAAUUCAUAUCAUCAGUUUAAUCUGUCUGGGAUGGGGACAUCAGCCGGACCUUACCCCACAAAGACAGAGUACCCUUACAAUACUUACAGACAAUACGGACAUUACAACAGGGACCUGCAGACGCCACCACAAAGCGCAGUCAAAGAGGAACCAGAGACUGAAGUUCGGAUGGUAAACGGAAAACCCAAGAAAAUCCGCAAGCCGCGCACCAUUUACUCGAGUUACCAGCUCGCCGCACUGCAGCGCCGCUUCCAGAAGGCGCAGUAUCUGGCGCUGCCAGAGAGAGCCGAGCUCGCCGCACAGCUGGGGCUCACGCAGACACAGGUCAAAAUCUGGUUCCAGAACCGGAGAUCCAAGUUCAAGAAACUUUACAAGAACGGCGAGGUUCCGCUGGAGCACAGCCCGAACGCCAGCGACUCCAUGGCCUGCAACUCGCCUCCAUCCCCGGCUGUUUGGGACAGUAACGCGCACUCUAGCCAGGUCAACCGGGGGCAGAUCCCCCAGCCACCCCUCAGUUCCACACCCCCCUACAUGGAAGAUUACAGCAAUCACUGGUACCAGCAGGGAUCACAUUUACAGCAUCCAGUGCACCACCCAGGACCACCACAGAGCGUGGGGGCCGUGUAUUAAUAGACACUGAUGGAAGAGUUUAAUAUAAGAGGGAAAGGACUUUUGAAAAACUCAAUAUAAAUAAGCUGAGAGAUGCUCCGCGAGUAUCUGGAGUGGAACAGCACACGCGUGUUGGCAUUUUGUGGACUGUUUAAACGCAUAUAUGUCGAGAUGAAUGCUUUGUGUUGAAAUAACAGUAGUGUCAUUUUAAUAAUAACAAUGUUUCAAUGUGUCCCGGCUACUCAGACCUAUUUGAUAUGCACAUAGGUGUAGGUUAAACAAUGUAAAGGAAGUUUAGAGUGGUUUUAAAUUAUUAUGUUUUAUGACUUCCUUUAUUUUCAUGGUUUGUUCAUUGACAGCUGAAUAUUAAAAAAUGUUUUAAAGAACGAUUGAACCCCAAUUUGUGUCGUUAUCAGCCUCACCACCCACAAUGUGGGCUGAUGUUGCGCGCGUCAGAGACUCAGGACAUAAGUUAUAUAGACUUGUACAAAAUGUUGAAAGCUGUACAUAAUGUGUUAAAAUAAAGCAGAACCACUAAAUUCGUGUUACUUCGAAAGACAGAGACUGCACGCUGGUGCUCGAACCAUUUUAUAUUCCUGUAAGUAGUUUUAUUGUUAUUCUGUCAAACUGAAUA